GGCUCUCCCUCAGCCUGUUCCCGACGCUUUGCAAACUUUCGGAGUUUCUCCUCCUCUUGCGUCAUGGAAAAGGUUGGAGGGUGACCCGGAGAGUGGGAGGCGAGGAGCCGGGCGAGCUCCCCUGGACUAGCGGCCGGGCCCCAGGACCGGUGGGAGUGCGUGGGCUCCUACGCUGCUGCGGGAUCCUGGGGAGACCGGGCUCGCCCUCGACCCAGGCCAGGGGCGAUCGGCCUAGAGAACCGAGGCAGACGGACACCUCCUCCACGCCGGCAGCACCCGCUCGCCUCGCUGGGCUGGGCCGGCCAGCUCCCCUCCUGAGGCGCCGGCAUCUGCUCAGAACCGCACAGGGCCAGGGAUCGGCUUCCCGCGAGGCAGCCGGGGCCGGAGUGCCGGCCCUUCCUAGCCACUGCCAGCCCGUCAGACCCCCAGCUCCUGUUUCUCCCCCUACCCGGUAGCCUUCCUGAAGCCGGUCUCCGCGCCCUAGGCCUGGGCCAGGAGAGAGUGCGGGCGUGCUUUGGUGUGUUUGAGACUGUGCGGCAACAAGAUGGAGUGAAGGGAACCCCAGUGCCAGCCCCGCACCCUGAGGGCUGUGAGCGCAGGUGGGCAGCUGAGUGGAGGCCGCCCCGCUCCCCCAGCGCCCGGCGCGGGGGACUGCAUCCCUCUCUCUUUCCCAUCCCUCGGUCCAAACGGAAGUGCCUCUGUUUUUGCAGAAUUCCUCUGGCGGCUUUCUCCCCUCCACCAUCCCUCGGAGCCUCCCUCCCUUAUUCCCCCCCCCCUCCGCCCCCCGCCCCGUCUCCAGGCAUCCCUCCCCCUCUGGACACAAGAACCCGGAAUCUCUCUCUCUUUCUCUCUUUUUUAACCAGCUUCUUGUAGUCGUUGCAAAGUUGAUUGUUGAGGUGCCCCUCUGUCCUGGGAGAAGGUUUGCCGAUCGCAGCCCAGCCGGGGCUCGGAGAGAAGCCUACAGGAUCACACCUCAUUGCUCUCUCUUCUGCCUUGUUUUGCUGUGUGUGUGUGUGUGUGUGUGAAUUUGCGUUGUGUUCCCCUCCUCGCGGAUCUGGGGAAGGGAGAGCUCCUGUGCCCACUGUUGCUGGUGGGUGGUGGUUGUUGUUUUUAAAUGAUUGAUCUUAUCCGGAGCUUUCCUCCGCGUACUUUGGUCCUGUUCCCAAGUUCCCAGCUCUUUGCUGCGAGUCAGUUUCAGGCGGGUGGAAACUGACCAAGAAUUAAGCAAACAAAAGAUUCCAAAAGAAUCCCGCUGAGGGGUUCCUCCAAUACAUUUUUGAUUCCUCUCAGUCUCGCUCCCCAGGCAGGGAGGAGGGGGAGAAGAGGAGCUGGGAGAAGGAGGACAAGUGUUCAAGCCAAGGGUUCAGGGGCCCAAAGGACUUUCCCCAAGACCCUUCCUUCUUGUCUGCAUCCAGGUUUGCUGCAUGUUCUGUUUUGAUCGUAAAGUUCACGUGAAUUUCCCGGGGUCUUGUGUAAGCCUGGGAUUGUUGUUGUUUUUUUCUCUCAUCUUGUUGGGAAGCAGGAGGGAGGCAUCCACCCUUGGAUUUAUUUCAGCCUCAUUAGGCUUUCUUUUUGCCCCUCUUGGGCUUUUUGGAAUUUUUAAAAACUCAGUUCCUAAGAAGAAGAGGAAAGAGAAGAAAGCAAAAAACUCUUAAGCCAUCCCCAGCAAGAGAACCAGCCCAUAGCUUUUGGAGUGAGGCUUGCCUCCCUACCAAAAGACAUACUCCCGCCAUGGCACUGAAAGGCCGAGCACUUUAUGACUUUCAGAGUGAGAACAAGGAGGAGAUCAGCAUCAGACAGGACGAGGAGCUGGUGGUCUUCAGCGAGACCUCCUUGGACGGCUGGCUGCAAGGCCAGAACAGCCGGGGGGAGACCGGACUCUUCCCGGCCUCCUACGUGGAGAUCCUCCGCUGUCGCUCUGACUCCAACUACACAGACUAUUCCAACAGUCCGGCCGGCUCCCCCGGCAAUGAGACGUCUUUCUACGUCACUCCGGUGGCCAGCACAGGCAUCAUCUCUCACCAGGGCAGCUUUGAGGAUGAUGAUGAGGAGGACUGGGACGACUGGGACGACGGCAGCACCGUGGUGGAGGAGCCCCGGGGUGUUGGGCUGGGCACCAACGGACACCCCCCCCUCAACCUGUCCUAUCCCGGCGCCUACCCCAACCAACAUAUCAGCUUCCGGCCCAAGCCGCCCCUGGAGCGGCAGGACAGCACGGCCUCGGGCAAGCGCGGGAGCGUGGUGGGCCGCAAUCUGAACCGCUUCUCCUGUUUCGUGCGCUCCGGCGUGGAGGCCUUCAUCCUGGGAGACGUCCCCAUGAUGGCCAAGAUCGCCGAGGCCUACUACAUCGAGAUGGGCCCCAAAGGGCCUCAGUGGAAGGCCAGCCCCCACCCCUUUGCCUGCUCUGUGGAGGACCCCACCAAGCAGACCAAGUUCAAGGGCAUCAAGAGCUACAUCUCCUACAAGCUGACGCCCAGCCACGUGGGCUCCCCCGUCUACCGGCGCUACAAGCACUUCGACUGGCUCUACAACCGGCUGCUGCACAAGUUCACCGUGAUCUCGGUGCCCCACCUGCCCGAGAAGCAGGCCACGGGCCGCUUCGAGGAGGACUUCAUCGAGAAGCGCAAGCGGAGGCUCAUCUUGUGGAUGGACCAUAUGACCAGCCACCCCGUGCUGUCCCAGUACGAGGGCUUCCAGCACUUCCUCAGCUGCCUGGACGACAAGCAGUGGAAGAUGGGCAAGCGGCGGGCAGAGAAGGAUGAGAUGGUGGGGGCCAGCUUCCUGCUCACCUUCCAGAUCCCCACCGAGCACCAGGAUCUCCAGGACGUGGAGGAUCGGGUGGACGCCUUCAAGGCCUUCAGCAAGAAAAUGGAUGACAGCGUUCUGCAGCUCACCAAUGUGGCUUCGGAGCUCGUGCGCAAGCACAUCGGGGGCUUCCGCAAGGAGUUCCAGAAGCUGGGCAAUGCCUUCCAGGCCAUCAGCCAUUCCUUCCAGCUCGACCCCCCCUACAGCUCAGAUGCCCUCAACAAUGCCAUCUCCCACACAGGCAAGACCUAUGAGACUGUGGGGGAGAUGUUUGCUGAGCAGCCCAAGAAUGACCUCUUCCAGAUGUUGGACCGACUCUCCCUAUACCAGGGCCUGCUCUCCAAUUUCCCUGACAUCAUCCACCUGCAGAAAGGUGCUUUCGCCAAGGUCAAAGAGAGCCAGCGCAUGAGUGAUGAGGGCAAGAUGGACCAGGACGAGGCCGACGGGAUCCGCAAGCGCUGCCGCGUGGUGGGCUUCGCCCUGCAGGCCGAGAUGAACCACUUCCAUGAGCGUCGGGUGCUGGACUUCAAGCAUAUGAUGCAGUCCUAUCUGCGGCAGCAGAUUCUCUUCUACCAGCGGGUCAGCCAGCAGCUGGAACAGACCCUGCGCAUGUAUGACCACCUCUAAGUCUGCCCCUCUGCCUCUCCUGCUGAGCCUCUGCUCCAGCCUUCCCCCUCCCCAGCGCAGUCUCCCCCCCCCCCCCAGAUGUCUGCUCAGGUAGAGAGAGCCCCGAGGGGCUUCCUGGUAGGGAUGGCUUAAUCCCAACUUCCGCUGCCCCUUUUGUACGCCUAACCAGUCCCUUUCUUCUCCUUUGUAGGUAAUAUGUCUGCCCUAGAGUGGCCUGACUUCCAGGCCCCUUGGGGGAGGCUCUGGCAGUGCCUGCCUUGAUCCCCAUUUAGAGCAGGGCGCCCCUCCCCCUCUUUGCAAAAGGCCCCAGAGUAGGGGGGCAGCCCCUGGUUUCUAGUUUGGGGUGGCCUGGCUUCCUUUUCAUUUGAAGUGGGAGCCGAGGCAAAUGGGGAGGGAGCUUUCGGAGACCCGAGGCUGUGGUGGCCCAGAGAGAGAACCCAAGAGAGCCCCGUCCCCAGCCUCGAACAAUACAACAGGACUCUGUGAAUCACGGUUAUUCCUGGACAUUCCUGGACGGGGCUAUGGGGGGAUCGAAGCAGCCCCUUCUUUCUGCUGAAAACCUUAAGGCUUCCUCACCUGUCUUACCCCAGAACCACAGCUUCUGCCUAUCUAUGGCAUGGAUUGUGGCCAUUGACUCCCCUUCGUGGUAGGGAAUCUGGCCAAAGCCCGGAUGAGAAGGGAAACUGGGCCCCACGACAGCUGCCCUCACGUCCUGCCCCGUUCUCACUGGUCAGUGGGGACCCCGAAGCCCCUACUAAUGCCAGGCCCCUUGGUGGGGCCCUGCCAGGGGCCACUAAUGCCCGGCUAAGAUCCCCCCAGUUGAUCCUAUUCGUCUCCUUCCCACCUCCCACCCCGGAGCAGGAGCUGCCCGAAGGCUAGCCUUCAUUGACAAGCCCGGCGGCCUUCUGCCCUGGACUCAUGCUCUUUUCCCACAGCCCAAGCUCUUACUCUGGAACUGAACUUGCCUGAGAGUUGUGCUCACCAGCAGGAAUAACCUAUGGGGUCAGGGCCCAGAUAUCUUCCAUUCCAUGAGUCCUUCAAGGACCCCUCAAGUGCCUUUCGGUCACCCGGAUCUCAAGCGAGGUGAUAAGCUGCCCGCGGUUUCUGCUCUUCACUGGCAGAGAACCCGGGGGGCAGAAGGAAGGGUAGGGGAGCCUCAGCCUAGGUGCCCUCCUGGCGCCCAUCCCCUCUCCCCGCAUGCACUGUGAUGCCAGCCCAGCCUCACUAAGGAUGGGCAGAAAUGGCUCUGGUCAUUGUUUACAUCCCAGUGGGAGCUGCCCACAUACCCUGUAGGUCUGGGGGGAGGAUAGAGAGGGUGGGAGGGAUGCCACCAGACAGUGGGCGCCACAGUUUGGUGGCACCCCUUAAGGCCUCGGGCGGCCCCCCUUGCUUCUGUUUGUUCUCUUUUUUUUUCUCAAAAGAACUUUUACAAUUAAAACAACAGAGUUAAAAUUUU
Molecule: messenger RNA, 4888 nt
Organism: Monodelphis domestica (gray short-tailed opossum)
Lineage: Eukaryota; Metazoa; Chordata; Mammalia; Didelphimorphia; Didelphidae
Gene: SNX33
Product: sorting nexin 33
Biological process (GO): mitotic cytokinesis; intracellular protein transport; cleavage furrow formation
Cellular component (GO): cytoplasmic vesicle; plasma membrane
Molecular function (GO): protein binding; phosphatidylinositol binding
Source: RefSeq, a predicted model, not a curated record